Condylura cristata (star-nosed mole) is the source of this 6546-nucleotide messenger RNA. It is a transcript of the gene EFR3B, whose product is annotated as EFR3 homolog B (S. cerevisiae). The transcript is spliced from 23 exons. The record is from RefSeq and is a predicted model, not a curated record. Gene Ontology annotation, biological process: protein localization to plasma membrane. Bases 56 to 2530 code for a protein of 824 amino acids. NCBI's taxonomy places the organism in Eukaryota, Metazoa, Chordata, Mammalia, Eulipotyphla, Talpidae. Gene Ontology annotation, cellular component: plasma membrane.
CUGGCUGCGGGCGACGCGGCGACGCGGCCUCCGGGGAGGCGCUCGCCCCGCGGAGAUGUACGGUGUGUGUGGCUGCUGUGGCGCCCUACGCCCCAGGUACAAAAGGCUGGUCGACAACAUCUUCCCCGAGGAUCCCGAGGAUGGCCUGGUGAAGACCAACAUGGAGAAGCUGACCUUCUACGCCCUGUCAGCUCCUGAAAAGCUAGACCGGAUCGGAGCCUAUCUCUCCGAGAGGCUCAUCCGUGACGUGGGUCGUCAUCGCUAUGGGUACGUGUGCAUCGCCAUGGAGGCCCUGGACCAGCUGCUCAUGGCCUGCCAUUGCCAGAGCAUCAACCUCUUCGUGGAGAGCUUCCUCAAGAUGGUGGCCAAGCUGCUGGAGUCCGAGAAGCCCAACCUGCAGAUCCUCGGCACCAACUCGUUUGUGAAGUUUGCCAACAUCGAGGAGGACACGCCAUCCUACCACCGGAGCUACGACUUCUUUGUGUCCCGCUUCAGUGAGAUGUGCCACUCCAGCCACGACGACUUGGAAAUCAAGACGAAGAUCCGAAUGUCUGGCAUCAAAGGCCUGCAAGGGGUGGUGAGGAAGACAGUGAAUGACGAACUGCAGGCCAACAUCUGGGAACCACAGCACAUGGACAAGAUCGUGCCGUCACUGCUUUUCAACCUGCAGCACGUGGAGGAGGCUGAGAGUCGGUCCCCCUCGCCCCUCCAAGCGCCAGAGAAGGAAAAGGAGAACCCAGCCGAGCUGGCCGAGAGGUGCCUUCGGGAGCUGCUGGGCCGGGCGGCCUUUGGCAACAUCAAAAAUGCCAUCAAGCCCGUUCUCAUACACCUGGAUAACCAUUCUCUUUGGGAACCCAAGGUGUUCGCCAUCCGCUGCUUUAAGAUUAUCAUGUACUCAAUUCAGCCGCAGCACUCCCACCUGGUUAUCCAGCAGCUCCUGAGCCACCUGGAUGCCAACAGCCGCAGCGCGGCCACCGUGCGGGCCGGCAUCGUGGAGGUCCUGUCCGAAGCUGCAGUCAUCGCCGCUACCGGCUCUGUCGGGCCCACGGUGCUGGAGAUGUUCAACACUCUGCUGAGGCAACUGCGCCUCAGCAUCGACUAUGCCCUGACCGGGAGCUACGACGGGGCUAUCAGCCUUGGCACCAAGAGCAUCAAGGAGCACGAAGAGCGCAUGUUCCAGGAGGCUGUCUCCCCUGCAGCAGCCCUCCCCUCUUUUCCCACAGGUUCCUUUGCCAGCACGUUGCCUACGUAUCAGCGCUCAGAGGUGAUCCUCUUCAUUAUGAGCAAGGUCCCGCUGCCGUCCCUGCACCACGCCAUGGAGACAGGGAGGACAGGGGAGAACAGGAACCGGCUGACCCAAAUCAUGCUGCUGAAAUCCCUCCUUCAGGUAUCCACAGGCUUCCAGUGCAGCAACAUGAUGUCAGCCCUGCCCAGCAACUUCCUCGACCGCCUGCUCUCCACGGCCCUCAUGGAGGACGCAGAGAUCCGUCUCUUCGUGCUAGAGAUUCUGAUCAGUUUCAUUGACCGUCAUGGCAACCGUCACAAGUUCUCUACCAUCAGCACCCUCGGUGACAUCUCUGUCCUGAAGCUGAAAGUGGACAAGUGCUCACGACAGGACACCGUCUUCAUGAAGAAGCACUCCCAGCAGCUCUACCGACACAUCUACCUGAGCUGUAAGGCAGACUCGAACAUCCAGAAGCACUACGAGGCCCUCUAUGGCCUGCUGGCACUCCUGAGCAUCGAGCUGGCCAACGAGGAGGUGGUGGUGGACCUCAUCCGCCUGGUGCUGGCCGUCCAGGAUGUGGCCCAGGUCAACGAGGAGAACUUGCCGGUGUAUAACCGCUGUGCUCUCUACGCUCUGGGCGCUGCCUACCUGAACCUCAUCAGCCAGCUCACGACGGUGCCCGCCUUCUGCCAGCACAUCCACGAGGUGAUAGAGACCAGGAAGAAGGAGGCUCCCUACAUGCUCCCUGAGGACGUGUUUGUGGAGAAGCCAAGGCUGUCUCAAAACCUUGAAGGAGUGGUGAUUGAGUUUCUCUUCCGCCAGAGCAAGAUCAGCGAAGUCCUGGGGGGCAGUGGUUACAACGCAGACCGGCUCUGCCUGCCCUACAUCCCGCAGCUGACCGAUGAGGAUCGCCUAUCGAAGAGGAAGAGCAUUGGAGAAACCAUCUCCUUGCAGGUGGAGGUGGAGUCCAGGAACAGCCCAGAGAGAGAGGAGAGGGUGCCCGCGGAGGAGAUCACCUACGAGACACUGAAGAAGGCCAUCGUGGACAGCGUGGCGGUCGAGGAACAGGAACGUGAGCGGCGGCGGCAGGUGGUAGAGAAGUUCCAGAAGGCGCCCUUUGAGGAGAUCGCUGCACACUGCGGGGCCCGGGCAUCACUGCUGCAGAGCAAACUCAACCAGAUCUUUGAAAUCACCAUCCGCCCGCCCCCAAGCCCAUCGGGGACCAUCACGGCAGCCUACGGCCAGCCUCAGAACCACUCCAUCCCGGUGUACGAGAUGAAGUUUCCGGACCUGUGUGUCUACUGAAUCCUGGGAGAUGGAGCUCCUUGCAGGGUGGGCCUGAGGGCAGGCUUGCCCUCGCCCAGCCCUCCAACGUGAAAAUCUAACCUGGACCUCAGUGAAGGGGCCACCUUGAGUGACAGCACCCCCUGUGCGCCCCACCCCACCCCACACUUAGGCAAGGUGGAAUCAAUGCCCUCCUGCUUCCUCCCUGCCUCCCCCAAGGGAGGUCGACUGCCUGCCCCUCGGGGCCAAUAAGCAUCUCACCUGCACCGUCGUCGUCUCCUCCAUGGCGUCAGCCAGGGGCCCAGAAACCCGGGGCGUCUCAGGAGAGAGGCAGACGGCCUGAGGUGCCCCUGCUUGAUGCGGAGAACGAGGGACCUUUGUGGGGUGGGUCUGAGGGGCAGAGUCCUGGUGGGGGCACCGUCUGCCGGGAGCCAUAGACAGCAGCGGAGGAAGGGAAGCCGCUGGUCUUGUAAGAGCUGGAAGAUGGCCACCUUGCUAGCGUGGCCCCUCCCCCAUUCGAGGGCCCUCAGCCUCUUGCACUCUUCUGCUCACCUGCCAGGUGACUCUUCUUGUGUCUUUCUGUUACUAAUUAACGUUAAAACAGGGUAGAGACAUGGGCUGGCGGCAGGGAGAGGGAGGCAGCGAGGUGACAUGCAGGCUGCGGGCUGCUGGAGGCCUGCCUGUCCCCAGGCCAGCAGCAGGGGCUGGCCCACGCCUGUGCAGGGCCGGGGCCAGUGGGCAGUGGUGCAACAUCUCCUCCUGGCUUUGUCCUGAGGAAGGUUGCGCCCCCACCUGUGGCCCCUUCUCUGGAUUGUUCUGUGUUGCAGCUUCUCUGAUGCCUCUCACCUGAGGGCGCCCACGGGCUUCUGCAGUCCGGGGAGGGCAAAGCAAGAGCAUCUGGCUCUAGAGGCCUCAGAAGGAGGCACCACAGUGGUCCCCCCCCCCCAAUCACCUUCUACAGAAAAGGUUCCGGUCUGGCUGGGGUGGGGAGGGGGCCCUGGGGCUGAGGUGAGGGGCUGGGGCUGAGGGAGGGGCACCCUUUGACAAAAGGGCACUUUGCUAUUUGACAAAACAGCCUUUAGGAUGUUUCCUUUGAGGAAGGAAGGAGACUGCAUCUAGUGUUGGAGUGAUUUGGACCUAGAUGCCAAAAGACAAAGCUUGAGGUCCAGAGAGAGGCUGUGGAGCUCACUGGGUUCUGGGCUUCCUUUUCCCGGAGAGGGCGCUGCCUCUCUGCUGCCUCCUCUCCCCCCAGGGGCCUCUGUGCCUCCAGAGCCACCUCAGAGGCCCCUGCCCUGGGCCUCCCCUAUCCCUCUCCCCACCCCACCCUUGUCAGUGGUCCAAAAUAGCCCAUUUCUCCUCUUCCAAAGUUCCCAUGACUUUUCUGAGCUGAUGUAAUCCACAGGAAGGUGUGAAUGGUGAAGGAUUCCUCCCUACAAAAUAUGCUUUUUAAAAAGAGGGAUGCUAACUAGAGAGGGGGCCCAACGAGACCCCUUUUGAGGGCACAACUUCAGUCAGUGCGGUGCGGGGUCAGAGCAGCCUGUUUGUGCUGAAGGGUAGACGAGCUUUUUGGCUCACAAUCAGUCCCGCCCUAAUGGGCCCUGCAUCCAGGACAAACACGUCUCCCAAACAGCAAACCCUUAACACACAUGAUUUCCCACUAAAUUUUCCAAGCAGUACAUUUCGGGGAGCAGGGGACUAUGUGAACCUCCUGCCUGCAGUUCCACCGAUGUAGGUCGCUGCCUCGGGGCUGUGGGCCCCCAGCUGGCAGAAGGCCUGCUUGACCGCUGCAGGGCCCUGGGGGCGGCUCCUGCUCUCUCCACCAGCUUCAGACUCUGCCCUGUGGCUUUGGCUUAUGCACAACCCAGCUGUAAGCAUGGACUUAGAUUUCUCCUUAUUUUAAUAUCUCUGUAGCAAGUAACCAAGUUUAAAAUAACUUGAAACAAACGUGAAGGUAGAUAACCUCUGGCAGAACCUUUAAAGAUUCUCACUCUUGGAGCCACAAACGUCUUUCUGCGCUGGCUCUUCCCUCUUUCGGCCCUGCUCGCGCUCACGGAAACACUGUGGGUUCUUAUGCCUCCUUGAAUGCGGGCAACCUCCCCCUGGCAUCCCGCCCUGAGCUGUGUCCUUGGGCCCUGGCUCUAGGACUUGGAGAUCAUCACCCUGAAGCCUCUUUCUCAAGCCGGCAGCACCUGCAGGCCGCGGUCCCCCUCACCCUGGGAACAGUGAAGCCAAGGGUCGGCCUUCCUGUUCUUCCUACACUCCGCUGAAGCAGCUUUUCCCUCCUGUCACUGCUGCUUAGCAAACAUGUGCUUCUUUUGCAGAACUGGCCGCUUUGAGUGCCUUCUCAGUUUCAAGUUAGACUCACACUGGGUAAAAUACUAGGUUGCCUGGAUUCUCAGUCCCAGAGAAUGUGAGUGUGAAAGUCAGUAGAAGUUCCCUGGUCAGAGAAGCCCUCUCCGCCCCAGCACGAGGCCUGGGAGAGAAGAGGCAAAGCAGCACGCGGGCGGCAGCGGCUGGCUCCCUUGCCCUAAGCCCGGGUGCCUGGCAGCGCUGCAUGGCACCUGCCUCUUUUGCUCCUGCUCCCUGUCUUGAUUUUGAGCCAGCAGUUCCCCCCAAAGCAGCUGCUCCCCACAGCCACUGAGAACUCGUUUUGUGGGCAAAGGGGAGGGUUGCUUAGAUUCUGCUGACAGGACUAUGGGGGCCUGAACACUUGGGAGACAAAGUUCUGUUCGUUUGGUUAGUCGUAUGUGUGCAAGAAGCAGGCAGCAGAAAGCGCCUGUGUGACCCUGCGGGCUCCUGGUUUCCCUUGCAGCGGGGAGAGUCUCCAGCACCCUGUGCCUCUUCCCAUCUUCCUCCCUAGUAGAAAUCAGUGGUUUCUUGACUCCUAGAUGCCUCCUCAGCAGAAGGAAUCCGAACGGGUCGGAAGUAGUGGUAGGAAGUCCUCAGUCCACCCUCUGCCCUGUGCACGGUGGAAACAGAUGAGCCGUGGCAAGGUGGGCCCUGGGCCAACUCAGGGGCAUGGAGAAGCAUGGCGCUGUGCCCUUGAGCCUUAGCCCUGGUGUUCUGGGUCUCACCAGACUAACUCAACUGGCCUACGGCAGUACAACCUUUGAAAUUAUCUGGGGCCCUGGGGCACAGUACCUUACAGCUGCUGUUCUUGUCCCAGGCCCUCUGACUUGAGUACAGAGAGGUCGUUGAGAAGUGAGGCUACUGCCCCCAAUUCCUCUUCAUAACCAUAAAAUGGCAACUGGCCCGCUGGGAGUCUGUGGGAAAGGACUAGACCUGAGCUCUUAGGCAGAGUAUCGGGUGGGCUUGUGGGGAUUCUCCAGACCCACAGACCCUGGCAGGCAGGUGUCUUCCUUACCCCUGGGGAGAUGUUUCAGGGCCAUAUUUAUUUCUCUAUUCCCCUAACCCUAGUUAAAGUGCUCCUGUCCCAAAGCCAGCCACGGUCUGAGGACUGUAAAGACCUGUCAUGGGGGGCUGAGGGGAGCCCAGCCAACUGGGGAAAUGGGAAAAGGAAAAAGGGGCUGUGGGAGAAGCUUGGGGGCCCUCUUGGGGCCAGAAAGCAGUUGCUUAUGCCAGGUCAACCAGGUCUCUUUUCCUUCAGAGGUUCUUGGGCCUCAGCUCACCUCCCUUUUUAGCUUUUCCUCCACGACUAGAGAGUCCAGCUCAUGGAGUGCAGAGCUGUAAGUUCACAAAUGCUGCAGCCCAUACCUUGCGAAGUGUCUGUGUCCACUUGACCUGACCUGGCUGAGCGUGCGUGUGCCCAUGUGCAUACCUGUGAGUGUCACGUAGUUCACACUUGACUUGUACAUAGUAGCUGACGUUAUUUAUAUGUGAGUGCAGAAUUAGUGCCUGUGGCAGUUUUCUGUAUUUUAAACUCAUUGAGUCAAAUUAGUUUUAUUUUAAGGCAGGGGGGAGUGGUGGGGGGCUGUGGGAAGAAGGACUCAUAGCAAGAUCAUUUGGGGACUAUUAAUGGUGGUUUCCCAGUGAGCCGUCAUGAUGCCCUUUUCGAAUAAAUGCUAAUGUUGUCACCA